CUAUCAAAGGAGGAUGAAGGAAGAAUGAAUGAGAGGUGGGCAUUCUAAUGCUGCAGUGACAGCCUGCAUCUUCUUGCUUUCUCUGAUAGUGCUUUAUGUCUUUCGUCCUCUAAAGAUAAAAUUAAGAGUAACAAGAAAGGUGCAUUCUCCUCCUGUUCUAAAGAAGAUUUUCAAGAAACGGAAUCUGAGAAACAUGGAGUACACUUUCAAAGCAGUAACCAAGAAUCCUGGAAUUAUAAUCUGGCGAAUUGAGAAAAUGGAGUUGGUGCUGAUCCCUGAUAAGUCAUAUGGUAAUUUCUAUGAGGGUGACUGCUACAUACUGCUUUUUACUAAGAAAGUAGGCAGCUCCCUGUCCUAUGAUAUUCACUUCUGGAUUGGGUCUCAAUCCAGUCAGGAUGAGCAAGGUGCAGCUGCCAUCUACACAAUCCAGCUAGAUGAUUUUUUGGGCUCCAGUCCCAUCCAGCAUCGAGAGGUCCAGGAGCAUGAGUCAGAUGUCUUUAGAGGCUAUUUCAAACAGGGAGUCAUCUAUAAGAAAGGGGGAGUGGCUUCAGGAAUGAGACACACAGACACCAACAGCUACGAUGUCCAGAGACUACUGCAUGUGAAAGGAAAGAAACGGGUCACUGCCAAUGAGGUGGAGAUUACAUGGAAUAGCUUUAAUCUUGGAGAUGUCUUUUUGUUGGACUCUGGAAAGACUAUCAUCCAAUGGAAUGGACCAGAAAGCAACAGACAGGAGAGGCUCAAGGGUAUGUUACUGGCUAAAGACAUUCGAGACCGCGAGAGAGGGGGUCGAACGGAGAUUGGUGUAAUUGAGGGCGAUGCAGAGGGAAAUUCCCCUGAUCUCAUGAAGAUCCUCACUAGUGUCCUUGGGGAGAGGACUUCCAAGCUUUCCAUGGCAAUACCUGAUGACUCAGUGAACCAGGAGCAGAAGGCCCAGCUUACCCUCUACCAUGUGUCUGAUGCUGAAGGUCAGAUGAAAGUCACAGAGGUAGCUACCAGACCAUUGGUUCAGGACCUCUUGAAUCAUGAUGACUGCUACUUCCUUGACCAGGGUGGGGUAAAGAUCUUUGUAUGGAAAGGAAAGAGAGCAAACAAAGCGGAGAAGCAGGCUGCCAUGUCAAGAGCUCUGGACUUCAUCAAGCAAAAGAACUACCCCAUCACUACUAACAUUGAAACUGUGAACGAUGGAGCAGAGUCAGCCCUUUUCAAGCAGAUGUUCCAGAGCUGGAGUGUGAAGGAUUUAACUGUGGGUCUGGGUAGGGUGCACACGGUGGGAAAAGUGGCACAUGUAAAACAAGAGAAAUUUGAUGCCACACGGAUGCACGUAAUGCCACAAGUUGCUGCACAGGAACGUAUGGUAGAUGAUGGCUCAGGCCCGGUGGAGGUGUGGCGUAUUGAGGAUUUAGAACUGGUCCCUGUGGACCCCAAGGGGUAUGGCUACUUUUACGGAGGAGACUGCUACUUGGUUCUCUACACCUAUGAGGUCAACAACAGGAAGCACUACCUGCUCUACAUGUGGCAGGGACGCCAUGCAUCUCAAGAUGAAUUGGCAGCCUCUGCAUUUCAGGCUGUGAGCUUAGACCAGAAAUAUGGAGGUCAGCCUGUGCAGAUCAGAAUCACCAUGGGCAAGGAGCCCAGACACUUUAUGGCAAUUUUCAAGGGUAAAAUGGUUGUUUUUGAGGGAGGCACAUCCAGAAAAGGGGGCACUGACCCGGAACCACCAAUCAGAUUGUUCCAGGUCCAUGGUUCUGACCCUUUAAACACUAAAGCCAUUGAGGUUCCAGCCCUAGCUGCUUCGCUUAACUCUAAUGAUGUAUUUCUACUGAAAAGCCAGACAGAGAUGUACCUGUGGUGUGGAAAGGGAUCGAGUGGGGAUGAAAGAGAUAUGGCAAAGGAGGUCAGCUCUGUUAUUGGUCAGCACUCAAAAAAUAAAGAGAUUGUGGCUGAGGGGCAUGAGACUGUUGAGUUCUGGAACGUGCUUGGAGGGAAGGCACCUUACGCUAGCGACAAGAGACUGCAACAAACUGUUGUGGAUCAUCAACCUCGUCUGUUUGAGUGCUCCAAUAAGACAGGCCGCUUUAUAGUGACAGAGGUGACCCAGUACACCCAGGAUGACCUCAUUGAGGAUGAUGUCAUGCUUCUAGACACAUGGGACCAGAUCUUCCUAUGGGUGGGUAAUGAGGCAAAUGAGGUGGAAAGGAAGGAGGCAGUAGUCAGCAGUCAGGAAUACCUGUCUACUCAUCCAGGAUCCAGAGACCCUGACACUCCUAUUGUAUCAAUCAAACAGGGCUAUGAGCCCCCCACCUUCACUGGCUGGUUCACUGCCUGGGACCCAACAAAAUGGAGUGGAGGAAAGACAUACGAAGAGAUGAAAAAGGAACUUGGCGAUGUGUCAAGCAUAGUUAGGAUUACUAAUGAACAGAAUAUCGUUGAGACCAAGAGGAGCUUUGAGUCUUAUCCACCAGAUGAGUUGAUCAAUAAACAAUCCAAUGAGCUACCUGAGGAUGUGGAUCCUUCUCAAAAGGAGAAACAUCUCUCAGACUCAGACUUCGAAGUCAUAUUUGGAAUCUCUAAAGAUCAGUUUGCAAGCCUGCCCCAAUGGAAACAAAUCAGCAUUAAAAAAGGAAACGGAUUGUUUUAAGAAAAUCACAUGUUCAUUUUAUACCAACUUCCAUACGUGGUUCACAAUUCAUUCAGUUUUUACUUUGCUGCAGAGUUUUGAAUUGCAAUCGUUUCAGUGGAGACAAGAAUAAUGAGCAAUAAAAUAGUUAUUAAAUGUAGCUUUACAUUUUCAAGAAUUACCCUUAUGAAUUGCCAACAACCUAAACUUAAUCAUGCCACAGAAAUGUAACAAAUGAAACAAAAUCGUGGUGAAAAUAUUGUGUUUUGAAUAAUUGGUUUGUUCAAGUUAUAAAAUGCAUUACAUGAACAAUAAAGAUCUGGCAAGCAUCA
Molecule: messenger RNA, 2952 nt
Organism: Hypomesus transpacificus
Lineage: Eukaryota; Metazoa; Chordata; Actinopteri; Osmeriformes; Osmeridae
Gene: avil
Product: advillin
Exons: 20
Coding region: 29-2641 (870 amino acids)
Biological process (GO): cytoskeleton organization; actin polymerization or depolymerization; actin filament severing
Cellular component (GO): cytoplasm; actin cytoskeleton
Molecular function (GO): phosphatidylinositol-4,5-bisphosphate binding; actin filament binding
Source: RefSeq, a predicted model, not a curated record